This is a messenger RNA of Maylandia zebra (zebra mbuna), 1173 nucleotides long. The record is from RefSeq and is a predicted model, not a curated record. Lineage: Eukaryota; Metazoa; Chordata; Actinopteri; Cichliformes; Cichlidae.
UUCACUUUCCGUAGAAGUAGCUCGUUUCUCACAGGCGAUCCAUACGACGUUUAGGGGAAUACAAAUCUUCAAUAUUUGUUUUUUUGCGCGUAGUGACAGCCGUUUAUUGCUCAGCCUUCUUCAUCACCUGACGCCUCUUCAAGAACAGAAAAGAUGGCAGACCAGGCCCCCUCAGUUGCCAUGGAGGCUGUCCUGAAGCCUAGCUGCGAUCUCCCCGAGGACAUGCCGAAAAUCAGAGGUUACGACUUCAACCAGGGAGUCGAUCUCCAUGCGGUGCUGAAGUCCUACCUCACCACGGGCUUCCAGGCCAGCAGCUUAGCCCUGGCUAUCCAGGAGAUCAACACCAUGAUCGAGAAGCGUCUUGAACCAGUGGAGGAAGGGGAAGGAAAUGAGUCGGAAACCCCAAAGUCAGGCUGCACCAUCUUCCUGGGGUACACCUCCAACCUCAUCAGCUCCGGAGUCAGAGAAAGCAUCCGCUAUUUGGCGCAGCACAAAAUGGUGGAUGUUAUUGUAACCACAGCAGGAGGCGUGGAGGAGGAUUUGAUCAAGUGCCUGGCUCACACCUACCUGGGAGACUUCAGCCUCCCUGGCAAGGAGCUCCGCCUGAGAGGCAUCAACAGAAUUGGUAAUCUGGUGGUGCCCAACGAUAACUACUGUAAAUUUGAAGACUGGCUGAUGCCCAUCCUGGACCAGAUGUUGCUGGAGCAGAACACAGAGGGCACCCGCUGGACUCCCUCCAAAAUGAUCCACCGACUUGGAAAGGAGAUAAAUAAUACAGAGUCUGUCUACUACUGGGCAUACAAGAAUAACAUCCCGGUGUUCAGCCCCGCUCUGACAGACGGCUCUCUGGGCGACAUGAUCUACUUCCACUCGUAUAAGAACCCCGGCUUGAUUCUGGACAUCGUAGAAGAUAUUCGCAGGUUGAACAGCCAGGCAGUUUUCGCCAAGAGGACUGGGAUGAUCAUCCUGGGAGGGGGGCUGGUCAAACAUCAUAUAUCCAAUGCAAAUCUUAUGAGAAAUGGAGCGGACUACGUGGUGUAUGUGAACACGGGGCAGGAGUUUGAUGGCUCCGACUCCGGGGCCAGACCGGACGAGGCUGUAUCUUGGGGCAAGAUCAGAACAGAUGCCAAACCUGUUAAGGUGUACGCCGAUGCCUCUCUGGUCUCCCUCUGA